ACUGGGAGGGCUGGGCGCCGCUGAGGUGAUCCCAGGGCGGCCGGGGGAGGGGGGCCCGCGGCCCCUUGGGGCGUUGGGGGCCGCCUGAGGCUGAGCUUCCCUCUCUCGGAGGCGUCGCCUCUUCGGCGUGCCCCAAGUUAGCCUUGAAAUUGCUUAAGAAGCGGCAGCGUGCCGGCAGGCUCAGAGCCGGGCUUCAGGUAGCGGUACCGCCGCCGCCGUCCAGGCUGGGUCCUCUCCGAGGGGCUGGACGUACCUCUGUGCCCACGGAGAAGGUGCACCGGUGAGCCUGUGGUUGAAGGGCCAUCUUCCACGGAGUCUGGACUACCCUGCUGAUUUUUCGGAGUUGAGGUAAUGGCUGAAGUUGGUCGGUGGGAGAUGGCUGGAGGCCCAGAGCAUGGUGUGAGGGUUGCGCAGUGUCUAUGAUCUGACCCGCAGCCUCUGCCUUUGCUGGGACCACCAGGAUGGGCAACAGUGGCUCAGCCGUGAAGGUCUGCACAGAUCACCAAGGAGGCAUCAACUGGCUGAGCCUGAGCCCGGACGGGCAGCGCUUGCUCACCGGUAGUGAGGAUGGCACCGCACGGCUCUGGAGCACUGCCGACAGCCAGUGCCAUGGCCACUUCCAAGGACAUGAAAGUUACAUCACCUUUUGCCACUUAGAAAAUGAGGCUGCCUUCACGUGUAGUGCAGAUCAUACCAUUCGAAAGUGGGAUGUGAUGACAGGUCAGUGCCUGGCCAUUUACCGAGGACACACAUCAAUUGUUAACAGGAUCCUGGUUGCCAAAGACUAUCUCUUCAGUGGCUCCUAUGAUAGGACGGCCCGCUGUUGGAGUGUGGACAAGGAGAAACAAAUCCAGGAAUUCCGGGGCCAUCGGAACUGUGUCCUGACUCUAGCUCACUAUUCCUCCAGGGAUGUUCUUGAAGAAGAGGAGGAGGAAGAGGAGGAGGAGGAAAGAGUGAGCAGAGACCUCCUGGUGACAGGUAGCACAGACUGCACUGUUAAAGUCUGGUGGGUGUCCAGUGGGCGCUGUUACCAGACUCUGCUGGGACACACUGGGGCUGUCUUAUGCCUUAUACUUGACGCACCAAACAGGGAGCUGUUUUCUGGCAGCACGGAUUAUACCAUUCGAACGUGGAAUAUUGUCACUGGUGAGCAGUUGAAAGUGUUCAAAGAGCAUCAAGGAUCAGUAAUUUGCCUAGAGCUAGUGAAUCGGCACUUGUAUUCGGGAAGCGCGGACAGGACAGUGAAGUGCUGGUUAGUAGACACUGGGGAGCGAAUCCAAACGUACAAGGCUCACAAACACAGCGUUAGCACUUUGAAAUACCACGCUGGGAUCUUGUUCACAGGAAGUGGUGAUGCCUGUGCAAGAGCUUUCAAUUCCAAGAGUGGUGUCCUGCAGAAGAUCUUCCGAGGACACAAGUUCAUCAUCAACUGCAUCCAGAUCCACAACGAGUUGCUCUACACAGCUUCCCAUGACGGCACACUAAGGAUUUGGGACAUCCGGGGAAUAUGCAAGAGAAAUAAGCGGCGUUUGAAGAAGGAGAGAUCUGCCCAGGGCAGGAGCUCUCAGAAGGGAAGUCUGUCUCGUCUCUUCAACAAUAAAGUCGGCUGUAUGGUACAGCAAGAAAAUGGGGAACACGAGGCUGUUGAACUAAUGUGACUGUUGAGAAUAGACUUCCCAUCAGUGACCAAAGCUGAACCUUUUGUUUUCUGCACCACUGUGUCCAGGUAAACCAGAACUUGGAAAGAGAUGGGAAAUGGCUUUGCUUGAACCUCUUUUUCAGGAGUCAGGAUUCUCUCUGUCAGAUAUUGUUGCUGCAGAUGACUCUCAGCUGAGCAGCACUGGGGUCAGGAGGGAGUGCAGUGUGGUUCAGGUGAUGCACCUCUGUGUGUGUGUGUAAUUUAAGAACCUUACUUACGACUGCUUGUUUUCAAUUCCCUCUGGCACAGAGGUGUUGCACGCUUCUGCCUGUCUACUAUCUAAUGAGAAAUGUUUUAUCCUUUUGUUCAGCCAAAUGUAGAAAUGAAAGGUGCCCUGCAGUACAACUGCGAAUUCAGUUUUCACAGCUGACGCUUCGGGUCAGUUUUUUGCAGAUCAGACCAACUGACGCAGGAUGGUAUGGCUCAGCAGGAGGAGUUUAAAGCAGACUGGACACCCCUCUGGGAAGUUGGGAGUAGUAGGACAGAAAUUAAUUUUUUUUUUGUAACUAAACAUAAGCUAGAGACCAAUCUAAACCUCAGACCUUUGGUACCAAGGUCAGCUGUCUGCCAAGGCACAACAGUUGUCCUCCUCCCAACAACCUAGCAGGUUCUUUUUUUACUUUUUAUGAUCUCACGUUUAGCAAAGGAAGCAUCAGUGGCCUCGCACAUGUCUUCUGUGUGCUGCCAGCUGCCUGCUUACCCCAGGCACGGUUCCCCAGAUGGGAAGCUCCUGAUGGGCUCCUCUGGAGGGCCUUGUCUCAGCAGGGCAGGAGGUGGAGGCUGUUCCCUGGGCACCAGGGCUAUGGUGGUGACUGCACCACCUCUGGGCAGCCUGGCCCACUGCUUGACUGCUCUCACAGGGGAAAGGUUUUCCUUAUAUCCCCUGGGAAUGUCAAACUGUGUUCUUCAGAGGAGAGAAGAGCAAAACAGGAGGAUUUAUUGGGUGCUCUACAUUUAUCUUUCCUCCUUACGAGGCCCUGUCUGGCCUUGGUUUGCUAGGUUGUUAGUAGCAUCGGAUAAGCAGUCAAACUCACGAAGUUCUCCCAGUCUUUUUCCAGGUUCAUCCCCUCUGAUAACCACUGAGCCAUGAAUAAACAAGGGUUCUUAUAUUUUUCUAUUUGCAGAUAUAACUCUUUGUGGAACCAGUACAAAAAUAUCUAACCACAUGUUUUUAUUUUUAUGGCUUUAUUUAUUCUGUACUACAGCAAGAUUAAAAAAUGCUGUAAUCCUUUUUUAGAAUGGACUAAUAAACAUGUGGCAUUUACAG
This is a messenger RNA of Aquila chrysaetos chrysaetos, 2966 nucleotides long. RefSeq names its product WD repeat domain 86 (gene WDR86). Lineage: Eukaryota; Metazoa; Chordata; Aves; Accipitriformes; Accipitridae. Gene Ontology annotation, molecular function: protein binding. The coding region runs from base 462 to 1658 and encodes 398 amino acids. The transcript is spliced from 7 exons. The record is from RefSeq and is a predicted model, not a curated record.